AUGAGUGUCACGCUACCCAUUCGGACGUCUGGUGAUGCGUCCUCGAGUCCACCAAAAUCCAAUGGACUCCCCCACUUAUCGCCUGCUCCGUCAAUCUCCCAGAAACCGUCCCCAAGAAGCUCCCAGACAUCGGCGCGACGUUCUGGAGACCAGCGCGCUUCGCUACCGAAAACGAAACGCCGACGGUGCAAAUCACAGUAUCCCCGCGACUCUCCCGAGCGUCAUGUCGAGUUCAUCCUCGUUGCCUCCUUCCAUAUUGACCGCGGUCCAAUCAUGGAGCAUCAGUACCCAGGUCCUAUUAGCAGUGAUGAGAGCAUGUUGGCGGAACUUAUGCUGCCAGACCAAACGCACGUCCGAAGUCAGGAUUGGACAAUGUUCUUCCUGCACAAGGAUAGCGGUGCAGAAGGAGAGGAAGAGGAACGGGCCGGGACCAAGAAGAAGAAGAAAAAGAAGAAGAGGAAGGAUGAUCUAGCAGAUGCAACCUCCGACGAUGGAGAGGGCGAGAACGACUUGGGUGGAGUGUCUGAGGAGAUAACAGAAGGCGAACAGAGCAGCGAUGAGGAAGACGGCGGCGAAGGCCCUCCGUUGAUGUAUGUCCUCAACCUGGUCAAUACAAAGCAGGAUAAUACGGUCAAACGAGGCGCUGUGGUCAAGGCAAUGGCUAUUUGCACUCGGCAUUCUUUUCUUCAUAUUUACAAACCCAUUCUUCUGUUAGCCCUAGAGGACUAUUUCAAGUCGCCGUAUCCCGAAACCCUCGAAACCUUAUAUAAUGCUGUAAAUGCCAUGGACUUGUCGUUGAUGCCCAGACUAAACCUCCUCGAACGCCAAAUCCUACAGGCCAGCAACAGCAAGGACAUGUUCAUUGAAAAGUUCGAACAGAUGAUUGAACAGCGGCGGGCAGAGGACGACGAGCUCACCGAAACAGAUGAAGACAACCCUCCAUCCCCCAAGAAACCCUCCGCUUCCCCACGCUACAUACUUCCCCGAGAUACACACGAGUUCGAGUCCAAGAUUAUCUAUCACGACAUCCCCAUUCCGGUCAAGGUACCGACAGUCAUCUGGCCGGAGAUUGUUGGGGAUUUCUCGCUUGUCAAGCUCAUCCAGAUCUUCUCCGCGCCGCAUGCUGCAACACCACAACCGUUUCCACUCCACUCCCACUUGACCACUAGCGGCGCGUAUACACAUCCAAUUAUUGUCCUCGUUAAUGCCAUGUUAACGCAAAAGCGAGUGAUAUUUCUCGGCCAUAACCGUCCGUCAGGAGAGGUUGCAGAGGCGGUACUAGCUGCCUGCGCGCUGGCAUCAGGCGGAAUCCUGCGAGGGUUCACUCGUCAUGCCUUCCCUUACACAGACUUGACCAAGAUCGAUGACUUAUUACGAGUACCGGGGUUUAUUGCCGGAGUAACGAAUCCUACGUUUGCCAACCACCCCGAGUGGUGGGAUGUGCUAUGCGAUCUGCCUACGGGCCGAAUCAAAAUUAGCAACCACAUCGAACCGGCACCAGUCACAGACGGUCUGUUGUAUUUCCAGCAGCAGAGCCCAGUUAGCGUGGUUGGCCCAAAUUCGGAUCCUACCGGAGACAAUCUGUUCAUGGAAGACGUGCUACGCAGCAUCGCGAACCGCUAUGGUGAGAACGCAAUCAGAGCCAAGUGGCGAGCGUAUAUUACGAAAUUUACACGUGUUGCCGCCGCCUUUGAAGAGACGGUCUACGGCGCAUCGAAUAUAUACAUUAUCGGUCCCAACGAAGAGCUUACUCCAGAGAGCCCUAGCGGCCUACAGGCGGACCCGGCCGACCCGACAACCCUUCGCGGCCACGGCUACGUAUGGCCAGACGAAGCCGCCAAACAACGCGAACUGAUGGCCUCCGUCUCCCGGAUCGAAGGCUGGCGCACCACCCGAUCCUACUACUCCUUCAUACAAGACAUUGCAGCGAUGUACUACCCUGCGCGGCCCAUCCUCAAACCCGACCUCCACCACCACCACGACCGCCUCCGCACUCUGAAGCUUCCCCCUGCCGACGCAGGUGCCAUCUACCUCUCCUUCUCCCACGCCAUCAAAGACGACGCCGGCAUCUGCCAGCUCCUCACCGUCACCCCCGAGAGUCAGGCUGGCCUGUUUUAUCUCGCCAUGGGACUUCUCCACCCGAAUCAGACGGUCCGCGAGGCAACCGCCGACCUCCUUGAGCGAAUCGCGCUCCACCCAGCAGGCCGGCACUUCUGGGCGCAGCUCAACCGGUUCGCAAAGACGGCGUAUUUCCGCAUCAAGCGGGAAAGAGACGCUCGUGACGCGGGAUCAUUGAAGUCGGCUAGUGAUAGCUUUGGUCCGCCGCAGAGCCUAGUCGGGGUUGCGAUGAGUGGGGUGCGGUCUCAUGGGAGUUGA
Aspergillus calidoustus is the source of this 2376-nucleotide messenger RNA. NCBI's taxonomy places the organism in Eukaryota, Fungi, Ascomycota, Eurotiomycetes, Eurotiales, Aspergillaceae. The record is from the annotation of a GenBank genome assembly.